CCGUUGUCAAUCGGCAGGUUUAAAGUUUUCUUGAGCCGAUCUCUCUCUCGUUUUUUGUAAAAAAAAUUCUAAUUUGCUAAAAAUUAGCAAACUUAAAAAAAUGGCGACACCCGACCUAGAGUUAAAGCAGGCCUUCGCCGAACUACAAUUAAAGUUAAUUGACACUAACCAAACAAUCAAGUUUACCGAUAUUCAAAUCGAAUCUCUAAAAAGGUCCAUGCUUCACAAAGAAAUUACGAAUCGAGAAAUGGGGAAUCUCCCUGUAACCACGCCCGUCUACGAAGCCGUGGGGCGUGCCUUUUUCGCCUCAAACAUCCCAAAAGUUAAAGAAACUUUAGGAAAGAGCGUGAAGGAAUUUGCAGAAAAGAUUCGUGGUUUUGAGAAUGGGAAGGACAUUCUGGAAAAAGAUUACAAAUCAACGGAAAACGCCGUUCGGGAGUUGGUGUUAAGGAAGAAGAAUUAAUUUAUACUUUUUGUAAUUAACUUUUGUAAAUUUAAGUACGUCAUGUUUUCAAGACUAAUAUUACUAAUUCAUCAGAAAAUAAAUGAUGUCAACUGAAA
This is a messenger RNA of Folsomia candida, 561 nucleotides long. RefSeq names its product prefoldin subunit 1 (gene Pfdn1). Gene Ontology annotation, molecular function: protein folding chaperone. The record is from RefSeq and is a predicted model, not a curated record. Bases 101 to 463 code for a protein of 120 amino acids. Gene Ontology annotation, cellular component: cytoplasm; prefoldin complex. Gene Ontology annotation, biological process: protein folding. The transcript is spliced from 3 exons. NCBI's taxonomy places the organism in Eukaryota, Metazoa, Arthropoda, Collembola, Entomobryomorpha, Isotomidae.